AUGUUGACAGUUGCAAAGCCAAAGAAGUUGAAGGUUGCGGAUUCGACAUCUGCCGAAAGCGACGAUGUAGUGGACGAACAUCGUAAAAUAUUUGAGGCCAUGAACAGGAGGCAGUUGUUUUUGAAGGAAUUCGUGGCCGAGGUAACAGAGGACGACAUACGGGCACUUUCAAGCGACAUCAUCGAAGUUAAGAUGAGGAAUUCUAUUUCUCGAAAUCCUAAAGUUAAAAGGUAUGCUUAUGUCCUGUUUGAAAGUGAGGAGGUGGCUGAAAAAAAUCACGCGAGUCUGCAGGGGAAGGAGCUGAAGGGACAGUCUUUUGUUGUGGAUUUCGUCGGCAGUAAGAGUUCAUUCAAGAAUGCAAACAGUGGAGGUCUCAGUGGACACAGCAAGGUCCAGCAAGAGUUCGACAUGAAAAGAUUGUACGUGAAUGGAUUUAAUAAGAAGACAAUCAGCGAGGAGAAGUUGAAGGAGGCAUUCAGUGGGGCCACGAUGGUCAACAUCCCCAUGAAGAAGAAGGACAACACGCCUACGGGGUACGCAUUUCUUCAUUAUGAUGACGAAGAUGAAUGCAAGAAGGUGCAGAAGCAAGAGGUUUUGAUUGAUGGCAAGAAGCUGGUCAUCAUGUUUGCUAAGAAGGUUGUCCCCAAGGUGCCUGAACUGGUCAAGUCAUCCAAGAAGGAGAAGGAGGAGAAGAAGCCGCAACAACCGAAGAAAGAGAACGCCAAACAACAACAGCAGAAAGACGAAACAGUUGCCGCGCCUAAACUUAAAAAUGCCGCUGCCAACAACAACAAAACGAAAGAACAACUUUUGAACAAGGCAAAGGCGGAGGAACAGAAGAAGGUUUUGAACCAGUUGAAAAAGAUUGAUGAUAAGCAGAAAGGUAAGAAGGUCGAGUUGCUUGAUAAAAAAGGAAAAAUGGCCGCUGGUAAAGAUUCUGCUGGCAAGCUUGCUGCUAAGAAGGUAGCCAGUGCAAGAGAACAAGAUAUGGAGAUAUGUGAGAAAAGAAAGGGGCACGAGCAACUAGACGAGCAGCAGAGUUAA
Molecule: messenger RNA, 1044 nt
Organism: Helobdella robusta
Lineage: Eukaryota; Metazoa; Annelida; Clitellata; Rhynchobdellida; Glossiphoniidae
Exons: 6
Coding region: 1-1044 (347 amino acids)
Molecular function (GO): RNA binding
Source: RefSeq, a predicted model, not a curated record